Molecule: messenger RNA, 3092 nt
Organism: Syngnathoides biaculeatus (alligator pipefish)
Lineage: Eukaryota; Metazoa; Chordata; Actinopteri; Syngnathiformes; Syngnathidae
Gene: neff1
Product: neuronal intermediate filament family member 1
Exons: 4
Coding region: 21-1667 (548 amino acids)
Cellular component (GO): intermediate filament
Source: RefSeq, a predicted model, not a curated record
UCGCGCUGUCCCUGCGUCAGAUGCUGCGCAUGCGCCCUCCCUAUAAAAGCACCUGCUUGGAGCUCAUCGGUGCGCGCACACCUCGCUCGAUCUCACGCGGUGUCUCACGCUCUCCCGGACGCCACUUUCAGGGCUCAGCAGACAGUGUUGCAGCAGACAUGAGUUACUCCAGUGAGAUGUACAGCAGCAGCUCCUACCGGAAGAUUUUCGGCGAUGCCCCGCGGGCCGGCCGCGCGGUCGCGGGCAGCAGUAGCCCGUCCCGCGUGCACUCUUCGGGGUACCGCAGCCGCGUCUACGGAUCCCCCUCGGUCAUCUCCUCUACCACCUACCGCAGGAGCGCCGCACCCGGGCGCGUCUUCUCCUCCAUGCAGGAUUCCCUGAUGGACCUGAGCCAGUCGACGGCGGUCACCAACGAGCUGAAGAUCAUCCGAACCAACGAGAAGGAACAGCUGCAGGGGCUCAACGACCGCUUCGUGUCCUUCAUCGAGAAAGUGCACAACUUGGAGCAGCAGAACAAAGUUCUUGAGGCGGAAGUGACUUUGCUGCGGCAGCGCAACAGCGAGCCGUCGCGCCUCCACGAGCUCUACGAGCAGGAGAUUCGGGAGCUCCGCGCGCGCGUCGAGGAGCUGACCCACGAGAAGAACCAGAUGCAACUGGACUGCGUGCAGAUGAACGAGGCUGUGGAACGCCUGCGGGAGAAGCUCGACGAGGAGACCAGGCUGCGAGAAGAGGCCGAGAACACCCUGAAGGGCUACCGCAAGGACGUGGACGACGCCACCCUGGCGCGCCUGGAGCUCGAGAAGAAAGUAGAGUCGCUGCUGGAUGAGAUCGCCUUCCUCAGGAAGAUUCACGAGGAGGAGCUGCAGGAGAUGCAGUCGUCCUUGCAGGCCACGCAGGUGUCAGUGGAGAUGGACAUGAGCAAACCAGACCUGGCUGCAGCCCUGAAGGACAUCAGGGCCCAGUAUGAGAACCUGUCAUGCAGGAACCAGGCCCAGGCAGAGGAAUGGUACCGUUCCAAGUUCGCGACGGUGACCGAGGCCGCCGCUCGCAACCAGGAUGCCAUCAAGCACUCAAAGGAGGAGCUGACCGAGUACCGCAGGCAGGUGCAAGCCCGCACCCUGGAGAUUGAGGCCCUCAGGGGUCACAACGAGGCCCUGGAGCGUCAGAUUGCUGAGAUGGAGGAUCGCCAUAACCAUGAAAUUGGAGACAUGCAGGAUACCAUUCAGCAGCUGGAGGCUGCCCUGCGUAGCACCAAAGGUGAAAUGUCCCGUCACCUGCGGGAAUACCAGGACCUGCUCAACGUCAAAAUGGCGCUUGACAUUGAAAUAGCCGCUUACAGGAAACUGCUGGAAGGCGAGGAGUGCCGCCUCAGCUCCGUGGGUGGGGCUGUGGUGCAGUCCGGUUACCCCGGCUUCUCCUAUAUGUCAUCCCGCACGUACUCCCUGGGAGCCUACAGGAAGUCCAAGCCAGAGGAAGAGGAAGGAGGAGAAGAGGACAAGGAGGAGGAGGAGGAGGAGGAGGAGGAAGAGGAAGGAGAGGAUGAAGAUGAGGGAGAUGACCAGGAGGGAGGUGAAGGUGAGGAGGAGGAAGAGGAAGAAGAGGAGAAGCCAAAAGGCAAGGAUGAGAAGAAGAAGGAGACCCCCACUGAGAAGACCAGCAAGAACUAAACUGCUUGUGUAGCUUCAUCAUCAUCAUCAUCAUCUUUCAUUGUUCAGGCUUCUGUGAUAGAGCGACACACACACACACACACACACACACACACACACAUAUGGUUCUCUUUUCCUGGUAAAAAAAAAAAAAGUUUAGAUGGUAGAACUCAAAUGUGUAUUGAUUUCAUGAUGGUGUGAAGAAGUUUGAUACAUUUCUCGAUAAAAGCAAACAGAUGUGCCAACCACGACCGAUGAGAGCAAUCAAAGCCUGGAAGUAACAACUGCACAUAGAUUUGACAACAAAUGCACAGAGCAUGCGACAAAAAGCCAGGCCAACUUUUACGGUGCUAUUUGAUUUUUACAGGUAAAAGUUGGCAGUGUAUUUUUUUUCUCCUUCCAUCGCACUACCAGCUCAAUGCUUAGUAUCAGCUUGUCAUACUGGGCUGUAAAGCAGAACGAAUGGCAUCCGUUUCAGUGCAAUCUUGUGCGUCCCACAGUGGCGGAACGGUCUUUAUCCCUGUUAUCAGCGUCCUGUCCCUGUCCUCUUCUCAUUCUACCAGGAAAAAAAAAACACCAUCAAGCAUCCGUAUCCCUUCUUCGCCUUUCCGUUUUUGCUUUGUAAUUUCAAAACGCAGCAAUAAUUGCACCUCGUUCAGUAUAUGUACAUACGAGAGCGUUUGGACAGUUUUUAUUUGAUUGAAUGAAGAAAUUGGUAAAUCUGCAGUACAGUAGUACUGAACUAUCUCACUUCAUAUUCCAAAGUGAAAUCGACUGCAACCGCAUAUAAUUUGUCAUUACCUGUCAAGUCCUCUUUUUGUUUCAUUUAUCUGCCUUCUUUGUCCCCCCCUCCCCCCUUUUUUUGUGAGAACCUACCGUGUUAUUGCAUCUUUGUCAAACAAACAUGGCUGUAUUUUUUUGUUGACUGUAGCAUUGUGAGCGGGGCUGAGUGGCAGCCAGCUGACAGUGACACUGACAGCCCUCUUCUCGGACUGCAAAUGGCAGGUUGCUUACGGUUCUUUGGUCCGUACAAGGGCUCCCUUCACCCCAACCCCUUGUUGUUAUACAUUUUUUGGAGGGUGGGUUACUUUUCCCUGAAGUGUUCGUCACGCCACCAUUCAUGGUGUCCCACACCUGUGCCCUUUCUCCCCUUUGACAAAUGAAUGAAACAAUAGGCACAAAUGCAUGGCCAGACUCUCAGAGCUUGACUACCGUACCGGUGAUCGCAAAUCUUUGUUUGCUUGCUGUGUGUUCCAUUUAAACUUGCCUUAACCAUAACUGCAACUAUAAAGUACAACACAUACUCACCCGCGUCAUAGCAAAAUUCUGGGUAUCAGAGGAGUAUGGAAUCUUUCCCAGUUGAUCUGCAUAAUACAUAACUGUGAUUGUACACGCUGCUAGCUGAUGCGAUAAUAAUUCUCUCAAAGCCAAAUAAAACAAUUUUAU